Molecule: messenger RNA, 2100 nt
Organism: Pterocles gutturalis (yellow-throated sandgrouse)
Lineage: Eukaryota; Metazoa; Chordata; Aves; Pterocliformes; Pteroclidae
Gene: PJA2
Product: praja ring finger 2, E3 ubiquitin protein ligase
Exons: 8
Coding region: 1-2100 (699 amino acids)
Source: RefSeq, a predicted model, not a curated record
AUGGGUCAAGAAGCUGGCAAACCUGCCUGGCCCAAACCAGCAGGAGGAUAUCAGACUAUUACAGGUAGAAGAUAUGGAAGAAGACAUGCCUAUGUUGGUUUUAGACGAUCUUUGAAUAGCCAAGACAGAGAUGAACAUCAACACAAUGAAGACUACGAACAAUUAGAAUUGGAGGAUGAUCAGAAAGCGAAUUUUUUAUGUUCCAGUCCAUUGAUUCAAGUUUCUUCUGGUUUAUUAGAUGAGCCUUUGUUAGAAAAUACUGGAACUGGAGAACCCAUUUGCCAAAGUGUAUUGACCCAAACUUCUGAAGCGAACACAUCACCAUUUUCUCUAUUGUCUUAUGGACUGGAAGGCAACCAAGUCUUAGGGGACUUUAUGAAUACUUAUGAAAAUUCUGGGGAUCUUGCAAAAUAUGUGUCUGAAGGGCAUAAUGAUUUGAAUGGUCAGGAUGGAAUUGCUUUUGUAAACAUUGACUCAUAUGAACCAGAUAGCAGUGAUGGAGAGGAAGAUGAUGCUCAAGACAAUUUUUCUUUGGCAAGAGAAGAAGCAGGUGUAUUUCAGGAAACACUAGAUAACAUGCUUUCUGAGUUAGAAAAAGACGUAGAGUCUUCUACUGACUUACAGUCUGCUCUGAACCACAGUGUUUCUAGAGCAUGUUUGCAAGAAGCAGAACCAAUGUUUUUAAUGAGAUAUUUUAGCAUAGAUCCAGACUUGGCAUGUCCAAACAAUAGGGCAUUUAAGUCUUCUGCUGAAGAUCAAGCUAUACCAAAAAGUAACACGAGUGGUGCCAAUUGUGAAACACAACAAAUAAAAAGUGUAGUGAAUGUUGGAAUUGGAACCCCUGUAGCAAUUGCUGAUGAGUUAAAUGUUGAUGAUGGAGAGACUGACCAAGGAAAUUCGCCUGAGCUAGUCGUGAGACCUAAAAUAAGAAAACAAAAUACUGCAAACCAUUUGGAGAGAGGGAAGGUGCUCCCUAACGAUGAUGAAGAGGAAAGUGGUUCCUGGAGGAGAACCGAAACUGCUGAAGUCCAGCAAGGCUGUGCCGAGUAUGCCUUGAGAAACAGCAAAGAAGAGAUGAGUUCUAGUAUGUUCUUUGAUUCAGGAGAGUAUGAAGGUCAUCAAAAGAACCCAGAAAUAAACCUAAGGAAAAAUGCAGCAUCUCAAGAACAAAAUACUGUUCUAGGUGGUAGUGAUUUUUGGGAUGAGUUUGAAGACUGCAGCAGAAAAUUCUCAACAUCCCUCGAUGAUGAAGAUAGCUCAGAAUACAGUGAUGGAGAAUGGUGUGCAGCUGUGUUUACGUGUUCUACUGCUACAGAAGUAGACCAGUCCUCAAGUGAUGAAAGCUGGAAAACUGUCCCAGGCAGGGAGGAAUGUGAGACUGAAGUGCAGAGCAGCUGCAGUGGUGUAGAAGGGGAGAACACACACUUCUGUUUCCAAGGAGGGGAACAGGCAUUAUUGGAGGAAGGAGAGGUUCCUUGGUUACAGUACCGGGAAGAAGUAGAAAGUAGCAGUGAUGAGGAAAAUGAUCCAGUUAGUGAUUUCACGCAUCCUGGAUUCUUCCUGUUGGAUGGAAAUAACAACCUUGAGGAUGACUCUAGUGUGGGUGAAGACCUGGAUGUGGAGUGGAGAGUACUUGAUGAAUUUGGCGAUGGCCUAGAACUUGCUCAAGGCAUUCCUUAUAUGGAUCCUCAGUUUCUCACAUUCAUGGCACUAGAGGCACAUUUACAACAAGCUGUGGAGGCUGCUCUGGCACAUUUGGAGUCUCUUGGAUUUGGUGUUGAACAGGCUCAUCCACCAGCUACUAGAGAAACCAUAGAUUGUCUGCCACAGACUGUCCUCACAGAUGACCGUGAUGGUCAAGAGAGUUGUACUAUCUGUUGCAGUGAAUAUAUGAAAGAUGAAAUCAUAACAGAGCUACCCUGUCAUCAUUUGUUUCAUAAAUCCUGUAUAAUUCUUUGGUUACAGAAUUCGGGAACAUGUCCAGUUUGUCGUCACGUGCUUACACCUGCGCUUCCUGAAGCAGCUGCUGACUCUGUUUCUUUUCUAUCUGGUUGUGAUUCUGCAUCUUCUGUUCACAAUGCUACAGGCACUUCAAAGUAG